AUGCGUCUUUAUCAUCUUCUGAGAAUUGCUUUCAUUUUGAUAGCAUGCUCAUCCCUCUAUUUAUUACUCAGACAAAGACAUCUUUGUCAUUCUAAAGAGUAUGAAAAUAUGUUAGAAAUUGUACUCACAGAAGAAGAAGAAAAUUCGACCGAGCCAAUUUACGAUUCAGACUACUCAAACGAUAUCACCACUUUACCGCAAUUUUUAAAUGCAGAUUUACACGUUCGCAGAAAACGGCAAAAGGAGAACGACGAACAGGUGUUGGAUCUUCCUAUAGACGAAGGCAGUAACCCCGGCGGAUCUCAAGCGAAAACCACCAAAGAUGCACGAAAUUCAAUUGAACUUCUGUCAUCAGAGAGGAACACUAAUCUUACUGAAGCUACUCAGAAUUCGACUGAGAGCAUUCCAACUCGGUUAAUAUUUAAUAAAAUCUAUAGGCAUGUCUGCUUACAAAUGACUACAAAAGAUAUUUUUGGUUAUGGAGACACUAGCACACACAUUCUGACAAGACCUUUGACUGUCCCUGCUGUAUUCUUGAUCAUAGAAAUCAUAUUCGCUACUAUCAACAUCGUUCAAGUUCACUCCACUUUCAAAGAUCUGACUAAAGCUCAAACAUGCAUGAACAAUAUUGUUCAUAUAAUCUUUUGGAGUAUCUCUGCAGUUUCCCUCAUCUUACACCGUUUUUCAUGGGAUGAUAGUUGGUCUCGAACAAACUUUUUGCCGUUUUACCCAUCUGAUUGGUAUUUUGUGGAGAUUAUCUGCUACAUAGUGGUAGCCUUGCUCGUUUUAGAAAUUUAUGUGAACGAGUGGACGUUCUACACUAUCUAUAUCGAGAAGAGCAGUGGCGUUUACCGGGUAAUGGAAAGGCCAGAAUUCCAAUGUUCCGUUUAUCAUGACGGAGUCCAACAGAUUGCUAAUUGA
Auanema sp. JU1783 is the source of this 921-nucleotide messenger RNA. Lineage: Eukaryota; Metazoa; Nematoda; Chromadorea; Rhabditida; Rhabditidae. The record is from the annotation of a GenBank genome assembly.